Molecule: messenger RNA, 1059 nt
Organism: Lodderomyces beijingensis
Lineage: Eukaryota; Fungi; Ascomycota; Pichiomycetes; Serinales; Debaryomycetaceae
Source: the annotation of a GenBank genome assembly
AUGGGCCCAAUCACUCGUUCAAACAAGUCAGGAGCAAUCACUGCGGAAAACACGUCUCAGGUUUACCCCUUGGCUACAGAUAUCCCACAGGACAUCAAGACUUCCCCCCAAAAAGGCAAGGUGGCCAAAGCAAAACCCAAGCCAAAACCAAAAGCCCCGAAAAGCCCCGAAAAGAUCAUUCAAAAGUCCAAUAAAUCAAUUGAGCAGUUUUUGGAAAAGGAUAACGUGCCAAAAGACCUCGCGUUGCCCCAGGAGUUCAUCGACUUUCACACCCCGGCAUUCGUUGAUGGCAUCAAAUACUGCAUCGAGAAAGACCCGACUUUGUACCCAGUGGCUACGCGUCAGAACUUUGAAGGGUUUGGAUCAAAGGACUUUGAUGAGAAAUUGCAAAAGGCCGACGACAAUAGGAUCCAUUUCUACUGGUACAGUUUGAUCCGGUCGGUGAUUGCCCAACAAGUGAGCGGCGCCGCGGCCAAGUCGAUUGAGAAUAAAUUCAAAAACUUGUUUGGUGAAAAUGAAGUGCCCACUGCUGAAAAGACGUUACGGAUGUCAUCCGAGGACUUGAAAAGCGCCGGUAUCUCGGGCCCCAAGGUGAAAUACGUCGAGCAUAUCAGCCAGGUGUUUUCCGACCCCAAGAGCACCUUGUGCGACUUGGAUUUUUACCAAAACGCAAAUGUAGAGGAAAUCUAUGAGGAAGUGUGCAAGUUGAAAGGGAUCGGCAUUUGGUCGGCCAAGAUGUUUGCUUUGUUCACGUUGGAGGAGAUGGAUGUUUUCGCCGAGGACGAUUUGGGAGUUGCUCGUGGCAUGGCGAAAUACCUAGAGCAAAGACCACAAAUAUUGCAGCAGGUUAAAGACGCAGCUAAGGGCGAUGAUGCCAAGCAAGCGAGAUUGAAAAAGAGGUCAAAGUUUUUCAACAAGGAGAGUUCAAAGAGAACAUGGACACCGAUCCACGACGUUUACGUGCUUGACGUUGCUGAGCAGUUUAAGCCGUAUCGGACUGCGUUUAUGAUUUUAUUGUGGAGAUUGAGUUCCACCAAUGUAGAAGCACUAGAAAUAUAG